AUGGCUUUUAAAUUUCUUCUGGUAACAGCCUUAGCCUUAUGUCAUGGAUUCAACCUGGACACCGAAAACCCCAUGACCUUCCAAGAGAAGGCAAGAGGCUUCGGGCAGAGUGUGGUCCAGCUCGGUGACUCCAGAGUGGUUGUUACAGCCCCCCAGGAGGCAAAGGACGUUAACCAAACAGGUGGCCUCUACCAGUGUGACUACAGCACCAGCAGGUGUGAGCCCAUUUCCCUGAAAGUGCCCCCAGAGGCUGUGAACAUGUCCUUGGGUUUGUCCCUGGCUGCCUCUACAGACCCCUCCCAGCUGCUGGCCUGCGGCCCCACUGUGCAACAAACAUGCAAGGAGAACACUUAUGUUAAAGGGAUGUGCUUCCUGUUCGGCUCCAACCUGAUGCGGCCGCCCCAGCAGUUCCCAGAGGCUCUCAGAGAAUGUCCUCAGCAGGAGAGUGACAUUGCCUUCUUGAUUGAUGGCUCUGGUAGCAUCCACCCCACAGACUUUCAGAAGAUGAAAGAGUUUGUCUAUACUGUGAUGGAGCAGUUCACAAAGUCGAAAACCUUGUUCUCUUUGAUGCAGUACUCUGAUGAAUUCCGGACUCACUUUAACUUCGAUGCUUUCAAGAAAAAUCCUAACCCAAGAACACAUGUGAACCCCAUCAGGCAGCUGAAUGGAAAGACAAAAACCGCCUCAGGAAUCCGCAAAGUAGUGAGAGAACUGUUUCAGAAAACUUCUGGGGCUCGGGAGAAUGCCGUGAAGAUUCUAGUUGUCAUCACAGAUGGAGAAAAAUACGGCGAUCCCUUGAAUUAUGAGGAUGUCAUCCCUGAGGCAGACAGAGCAGGGGUCAUUCGCUAUGUCAUUGGGGUGGGGAAUGCCUUCACCGGUAGGAAAUCCCGCCAAGAGCUUGAUACCAUUGCUUCUAAGCCAGCUGGAGAUCACGUGUUCCAAGUGGACAACUUUGAAGCCCUGAAGACCAUUCAGAACCAGCUCCAGGAGAAGAUCUUCGCCAUUGAGGGCACUCAGACAGGAAGUACCAGCUCUUUUGAGCAUGAGAUGUCUCAAGAAGGCUUCAGUGCCGCCAUCACCUCUAAUGGUCCCUUGCUGGGCUCUGUGGGGAGCUUUGACUGGGCAGGUGGAGCCUUUCUGUACACAUCACAGAAUAAAGCCACCUUCGUCAACACAACCAGAGUGGAUUCAGAUAUGAAUGAUGCUUACUUGGGUUAUUCUUCUGCGGUCAUCAUGAGGAGCCGGGUCCAAAGCUUGCUUUUAGGGGCACCUCGAUAUCAGCAUACUGGUCUGGUGGUGAUGUUCAGACAGAAUUUCGGUGCCUGGGAGCCUCAGGCUGAUAUCAAGGGCAGCCAGAUUGGCUCUUACUUUGGGGCCUCCCUCUGUUCCGUGGACAUGGAUGGUGAUGGCAAUACCAACUUGAUCCUCAUUGGGGCCCCUCAUUACUAUGAGCAGACCCGAGGAGGCCAGGUGUCAGUGUGUCCUUUGCCUAGAGGGCAGAGGGCUCGGUGGCAGUGUGAAGCCAUUCUCCACGGCGAACAGGGCCAUCCCUGGGGUCGUUUCGGGGCAGCUCUGACAGUCCUGGGAGAUGUGAAUGGGGACAAGCUGACAGAUGUGGCCGUCGGGGCUCCAGGAGAGCAGGAGAAUCAGGGAGCCGUCUACAUCUUUCACGGGGCAUCGACAGUCAGCAUCAGCACCCCUCAUAGCCAGCGCAUCGCAGGUGCCAGCUUCUCCCCCAAGCUCCAGUACUUCGGUCAGUCGCUGAGCGGAGGCAAGGACCUCACAAUGGAUGGCCUGACAGACCUAGCUGUGGGGGCCCAGGGGCACCUCCUGCUGCUCAGAGCCCAGCCCGUGUUAAGACUUGAGGCAACCAUGGAAUUCAUUCCCAAUAUUCUAGCAAGGAAUGUGUUUGAAUGUCAGAAUCAAGCCUCAAGAAACAAGGAUGCUGGGGAGGUCACAGUCUGCCUCCGUGUCCGCAAGAGCACCAGGGAUCGGCUGCAAGAAGGAGAUAUCCAGAGCACUGUCACUUACGACCUGGCGUUAGACCCUGGCCGCACACAGGCCCGUGUCCGUGCCAUCUUUGAGGAGACAAAGAACAACACUCGCCGGAGGGUCCAGGUCUUUGGGUUGACACGGAAAUGUGAAACCCUGAAGCUGCAGUUACCGGUCUGUGUGGAGGACUCAGUGAGUCCCAUCAUCCUGCGCCUCAACUAUACGCUGGUGGGGGAGCCCUUGGGCUCCUCUAGGGACCUCCGGCCCGUUCUGGCUGAGGAUGCUCAGAGGCUCUUCACAGCUACGCUUCCCUUUGAAAAGAACUGUGGCAAUGACAGCAUUUGCCAGGAUGACCUCAGCAUCACUCUGAGUUCCAUGGGCCAGGACACUUUGGUGGUGGGAGACCCUCGGGACUUCAACCUGAGGGUGACAGUGAGAAAUGACGGGGAAGACUCCUACGGGACCACGGCUACCUUCUACUACCCGGCUGGCUUGUCUUAUCGGAAGGUGUCAGCGAGUCAGAACCCGCUUACCCAGAAGCCUUGGCGUGUGGCACCGGAGCACAGCUCCUCCACUGAAGGGCACGGGGCUCUGAAAAGUACCACCUGCCACAUAAAUGCCCCCAUCUUUCCUGCUAACUCCGAGGUCACCUUUAAUGUCACAUUUGAUGUGGACUCUGAUGCUUCCCUUGGGAACAAACUGCUCCUCAAGGCCAACGUGACCAGUGAGAACAACAUGUCCAGGACCCACAAAACGGAGGCUCAGUUGGAGCUGCCUGUGAAGUACGCUGUCUACAUGGUUGUUACCAGUGAUGAGAAUUCUACCAAAUACCUCAACUUCACAGCUUCAGAGAUGACCAGUCAGGACAUACAGCAUCAGUACCAGUUCAACAACCUGGGCCAGAGGAGCCUCCCUGUCAGUGUGGUCUUCUGGAUCCCCGUCCAGCUGAACAAGGUGACCAUAUGGGACCAUCCCCAGGUCAUCUUCUCCCAGAACCUCUCAAAUGCCUGUCACACCGAGCAGAAAUCCCCCCCUCACUCCAAGUUCCAGGAGGAGCUUGAGAAGGCCCCAGUGCUGAACUGCUCUGUUGCAGUCUGUAAGAGAAUCCAGUGUGACCUCCCAUCCUUCAACACUCAGGAAAUGUUCAAUGUCACCCUCAAGGGCAAACUGUCAUUUGACUGGUAUAUCAAGACUUCUCAUAAACACCUCCUGCUUGUGAGCACCGCUGAGAUUGUGUUUAAUGACUCUGUCUUUGCCCUGCUCCCAGGGCAGGGGAUGUUUGUCAAGUCCCAGACGCAGACCAAAGUAGAACCAUAUGAAGUUCACAACCCUGUACCACUUAUUGUGGGCAGCUCCAUUGGGGGCCUGGUUCUUUUGGCUCUCAUCACUGCCGGCCUGUACAAGUUUGGCUUCUUCAAGCGGCAAUACAAGGACAUGAUGAACGAAGCUGCUCCCCAAGAAGCCCCGCCUCAGUAAAGGCCCUUUCUCCACGGAGCGACCUCUGCAAUAGCAAGCAG
Molecule: messenger RNA, 3509 nt
Organism: Microtus oregoni (creeping vole)
Lineage: Eukaryota; Metazoa; Chordata; Mammalia; Rodentia; Cricetidae
Gene: Itgam
Product: integrin subunit alpha M
Exons: 30
Coding region: 1-3468 (1155 amino acids)
Biological process (GO): cell-cell adhesion; cell-matrix adhesion; cell adhesion mediated by integrin
Cellular component (GO): external side of plasma membrane; integrin complex
Molecular function (GO): integrin binding
Source: RefSeq, a predicted model, not a curated record